Messenger RNA from Puma concolor (puma), 1377 nucleotides. Lineage: Eukaryota; Metazoa; Chordata; Mammalia; Carnivora; Felidae. The record is from RefSeq and is a predicted model, not a curated record.
AUGGCGGCUUUUGAGCCUACAGCAGAUGUCUGUGGCUCGGAGGUUCAGUUCCUCAUCAGUGACCGUGACCCGCAGUGCAACCUCCACUGCUCCAGGACCCAGCCCAAACCCAUCUGUGCCUCCGAUGGCAGGUCCUACGAGUCCAUGUGUGAGUACCAGCGAGCCAAGUGCAGAGACCCGACCCUGGGUGUGGUACAUCGCGGCAGAUGCAAAGACGCUGGCCAGAGCAAGUGUCGCCUGGAGCGAGCGCAGGCCCUAGAGCAAGCCAAGAAGCCCCAGGAGGCGGUGUUUGUCCCGGAGUGCAGCGAGGAUGGCUCUUUUACCCAGGUGCAGUGCCAUACUUACACAGGGUACUGCUGGUGUGUCACCCCAGAUGGGAAGCCCAUCAGUGGCUCUUCUGUGCAGAAUAAAACUCCUGUAUGUUCAGGUUCAGUCACCGACAAGCCCUUGAGCCAGGGUAACUCAGGAAGGAAAGAUGACGGGUCUAAGCCGACACCCACGAUGGAGACUCAGCCAGUAUUCGAUGGAGAUGAAAUUACGGCCCCCACUCUAUGGAUUAAGCACUUGGUAAUCAAGGACUCCAAACUGAACAACACCAAUGUAAGAAAUUCAGAGAAGGUCCAUUCGUGUGACCAGGAGAGGCAGAGUGCCCUGGAAGAGGCCAGGCAGAAUCCCCGGGAGGGCAUCGUCAUCCCUGAGUGCGCCCCCGGGGGCCUCUACAAGCCAGUGCAGUGCCACCAGUCCACUGGCUACUGCUGGUGUGUGCUAGUCGACACAGGGCGCCCACUGCCCGGGACCUCCACACGCUACGUGAUGCCCAGCUGUGAGAGCGACGCCAGGGCCAAGAGUGCAGAGGUGGACGAUCCCUUCAAGGACAGGGAGCUGCCAGGGUGUCCAGAAGGGAAGAAAAUGGAAUUUAUCACCAGCCUCCUGGAUGCCCUCACCACCGACAUGGUGCAGGCCAUUAACUCAGCAGCGCCUACUGGAGGUGGGAGGUUUUCAGAACCAGAUCCCAGCCACACGCUGGAGGAGCGAGUGGUGCACUGGUACUUCAGCCAGUUGGACAGCAACAGCAGCAAUGACAUUAACAAGCGGGAGAUGAAGCCCUUCAAGCGUUACGUGAAGAAGAAAGCCAAGCCCAAGAAGUGUGCCCGGCGUUUCACUGACUACUGUGACCUGAACAAGGACAAGGUCAUCUCACUGCCUGAGCUGAAGGGCUGCCUGGGUGUUAGCAAAGAAGGUGGUAGUGUUGGCAGCUUCCCCCAGGAAAAAUGAGCUUGCUCCUUCCACAGAAGCAAGACUAUGGAGUUUUUCUCCAUCUUCAUGGAGCCGGCCUGGCCCGACACAUGGAGGGAUGGCAUGGUGGCCUUGGUCUGA